AUGUGAUGUGGAUACAUGAGAACUGGGUGGGAACCUGAAACUAAAAGUGUUCAGUUGGUUGAUUUGAGUGGACAGAGCAGGAGGAGGAAACGGAGAGGUGAGACAGGUUCUUCAAAAGUCAAAAAUGGUUGUGCUCUCAGUCGUGAUCAUCCCUCCAUUCAGACUCAGAGCUGGAUGACACCUGUUCCUCUAUCUGCUUUCCUGGCUGGCUGCUCCUUUGUUCAGCUGCUGCGUGUAGACCAGAAGAUGGAUGAUUAUGUGGGGGAAGAGAAGGAAAGAGCAAUGUCUCCAGUGUCCCGUCUGUCUAUGAAGAGUGUCCGGUCCAAAAGUCCACCUCUGAACUUCAGUAAGGAACCUGGACCCUCAGACACAAAAGCGAGGAAGAGGAGUCGUGUUCCUGUGGAGGAGCAGCUGUCUUGCUGUGUUUUGUGUCAGGACGUCCUGAAGGAUCCAGUCUCUACCAGCUGUGGACACUGGUUCUGCAGACAGUGCAUCACCUCAUACUGGGACCAGUCUGCUUCAUCGGGAGACUCCUCCUGUCCCCAGUGUGGAAAAAGAUCCAGAACAAGAGCUGGACUGCAGACCAGCUCUGUACAACCAGAGAGUGGUCAGCAGGAGGUUUUAGAUGGACAUAAGAUCAGUCUGAAGAGGAGAUGUGAAUGUGUGACUGAAGGAAUUGAUGAACCAGAAAGUAGAACCCUCCUCAACAGGAUCUACAAUGAGCUCUACAUCACAGAGGGACAGAGUGAAGAGGUGAAUACCCAACAUGAGGUUUGGCAGCUUGAGACAGCUUCCAAAAUGCCAAAAAGCCACAAUGAGACUCCAAUCAAGUACCAUGAUAUCUUUAAAGCCUUACCUGACCAACAGAGACACAUCAGAGUGGUUCUAACAAACGGCGUCGCUGGCGUUGGAAAAACUGUCACAGUGCAGAAGUUCACUCUGGACUGGGCAGAGGGCUUGGAGAACCACAAUGUCAGUCUGGUGGUUCUGCUUUCGUUCAGGGAGCUGAACCUGAUCAAAGAUGAGCAGUACAGUCUUCUCACGCUGCUCCAUGUUUUCCAUCCAACAUUACAGAAGGUCACAGCAGAGCAGCUCGCUGUCUGUAAACUUUUGUUCAUCUUUGACGGUCUGGAUGAAAGCAGACUUUCACUGGAAUUCCACAACAAUGAGGUUGUGUCUGACGUCACACAGAAGUCUUCAGUCAGUGUGCUGUUGACAAACCUCAUCAAGGGGAAUCUGCUUCCCUCGGCUCUCGUCUGGAUAACUUCCAGACCUGCAGCAGCCAAUCAGAUCCCUCCUGAAUGUGUUGACAGGGUAACAGAAGUACGAGGCUUCACUGACGCCCAGAAAGAGGAGUACUUUAGGAGGAGAGUCAGUGAUGAAGAUCUGUCCAACAGAAUCAUCUCACACAUCAAGACCUCCAGGAGCCUCCACAUCAUGUGUCUAAUCCCAGUCUUCUGCUGGAUCACUGCUACAGUUCUGGACCACAUGUUGACUACAGACCGGAGAGGAGAGCUGCCCAAGACCCUGACUGAUCUGUACUCACACUUCCUGCUGGUUCAGACAAAGAGGAAGAAGCAGAAGUAUGAUGAGGGACAUGAGACGAGUCCACAGGAGCUGAUGGAGGCUGACAGGGAAGUUCUUCUGAAGUUGGGGAGGCUGGCGUUUGAACAGCUGCAGAAAGGAAACAUCAUGUUCUACCAAGAAGACCUGGAGCAGUGUGGUCUUGAUGUCACAGAGGCCUCGGUGUACUCAGGAGUUUGUACAGAGAUCUUCAAAAGAGAGAGUGUGAUCUUCCAGAAAACAGUCUACUGCUUUGUUCAUCUGAGCAUUCAGGAGUUUCUGGCUGCAGUCUUCAUGUUCCACUGUUACACCAACAGGAACACAGAGGUACUGGAGGCUUUUCUUGGAAGAAAACAUGUUGAUUCAACUCUGGAUGUCUUCCUGAGCAGAGUCAUGGACAAAUCUCUGAGGAGUGAAAAUGGUCACCUGGACCUGUUUGUUCGCUUCCUCCAUGGCCUCUCUCUGGAGUCCAACCAGAGACUCUUAGGAGGUCUGCUGGGUCAGACAGACAACAGUCCAAAAAUCAUCCAGAGAGCCAUCAGCAACCUGAAGGAGAAGAGGACCAGUACCUCUCCUGACAGAUGCAUCAACAUCUUCCACUGUCUGAUGGAGAUGAACGACCACUCAGUCCAUCAGGAGAUCCAAGAGUUCCUGAAGUCAGAGAACAGAUCUGAGAAGGAACUCUCUGAGAUCCACUGCUCAGCUCUGGCCUACAUGCUGCAGAUGUCAGAGGAAGUUCUGGAUGAGUUUGACCUGAAGAAGUACAACACAACAGAGGAGGGACGACGGAGACUGAUCCCAGCUGUGAGGAACUGCAGAAAAGCUGUACUUUCUGGAUGUCGACUCUCAGAGACUCAGUAUGAAGUUUUGGCCUCGGUUCUGAAGUCCAACCCCUCCCAUCUGAGAGAGCUGCUGCUUGACUCCAACAAACUGCAGGACUCAGCAGUGAAGCUGUUGUCUACUGGACUAGAGAGUCCAAACUGUGAACUGGAGACUCUGAGAUUGAGUGGCUGCGGAUUGUCGAAGAUCAGCUGUGAUUCUCUGGUCUCAGCUCUGAAGUCCAACCCCUCCCAUCUGAGGGUGCUGGAGCUAAAUGACAACGACCUGCAGGAUUCAGGAGUGAAGCUGCUGUGUGGUUUUCUGGAGAGUCCACACUGUAGACUGGAGACUCUGAGCUCUGAAGUCCAACCCCUUCCAUCUGAGAGUGCUGGAGCUGAGAGGAAACAACCUGCAGGAUUCAGGAGUGAAGCUGCUGUGUGGUUUUCUGGAGAGUCCACACUGUAGACUGGAGACUCUGAGAUUGAGUCGCUGCAGUUUGUCAGAGAUCAGCUGUGAUUAUCUGGUCUCAGCUCUGAAGUCCAACCCCUCCCAUCUGAGAGAGCUGUGGCUGACUGGAAACACCCUGCAGGAUUCAGGAGUGAAGCUGCUGUGUAAUUUUCUGGAGAGUCC
This is a messenger RNA of Dicentrarchus labrax (European seabass), 3012 nucleotides long. RefSeq names its product protein NLRC3-like. The transcript is spliced from 9 exons. Gene Ontology annotation, molecular function: protein binding. The record is from RefSeq and is a predicted model, not a curated record. Lineage: Eukaryota; Metazoa; Chordata; Actinopteri; Moronidae. Bases 16 to 2847 code for a protein of 943 amino acids.